UUCUCAUUUGACUGAACUUGUCAAAAUGGCGUUGUUGGUGCUGGGUGACUGGAGUUAGUUCAUAUUUUUAAGGUAUUUACACACUUUAGGGCAUCAACAGCCACGACAGGAUGGCGACUCUGGAUCAGAAAUCACCCAAUGUGCUUCUCCAGAGCCUCUGCUGCCGGAUCACGGGGAAAAGCGAAGGUACAUCCGUUAGCGUUAGCAUCCUUCGCGCUGUGCUCAGUUACUGUAACGACGCACCAAACCUCAUUCAGAAAUGUGUGACUUUUAAUGUACUUAAAAUGUCAACCACCAUACAUAUUUCACAUGCUAUUUAAAGUGAUCGGCUUAAUAAUAAUCGUCCAGUGAACAAAUCGGCUCCACAUUUUCUCCGUAAGCAGCGUCAAAUUUCUCCACAUAAACCUUUUUAUACCUCAAAUGCGCGCUAAACCCCGUGUGUCGAAAUUAUAUGAUGAGGUAGAAAACAGUUAAAAUAUAAAGGAAAUUCAGUUAGCUUUAUCCUCUGAAUGAUGCCGAAUUCAAGAAAAUUACUUUAACGUAAUGUGGGUAAUGAUUCUGACAUCUAAAUCAAAAACUGUCUGAAAAUUGAAGUAGGUCUUGUUUGCUUUCUCUUUAGCUGUGUUUUAGCGGCUCUUAGCGGAGCUAGGUCUGCGCAGCUGUCAGUCUCUGGUUUUGGCUAAGAUUCUGCCCAUCCCGCUGUGCAGAUGUCAGUGCAACACUACCUUUCCUUUGUUAAACAUAUAAACAGACCUGUUCAGAUAUUCAAGUAUAUGUUUUCUAGUCAAAAAGCUAGCCCUCAUGCUGUUAAAAACACUGCAUUGUUAAGUAGAUGCUCUUAUUUCUUGCUAGCUGCAGGCCCUGCUGAGGGAGGUAGCCUGUUUAAUCAGAGGAAUCAGGCAAAACCCAGAAAAAUGUCAGUAUAAUCUGAAGAUUUUAAGUCACUUUGGCUCAAUUACAUCUUAAAUCCUGUGAUCAAAUACAUCCAGGCUGUAAGUUUGGCAAUAUUGGCAUUAAUGUUAUAGUUUGAGCUCUACUUGGUCCCUGUAUUUACAUCCAUUUACCAAAGUGAAACCCCUUUACACCACCGCUUUUAAUGCAAAUUUAAGUGUGACAUAUCUAACUUUCAAGGCAUUGUUGGAAGGAAAAAAAUGGGUUUAAAUGCAACCUAAAAACCUGAUGAGAACUGUCUGACAUUUCCACUUUGUUUUCAAGUAUUUCUGAUAAUUUACCAUUUCUGUGUUCAAUCCUGUCUCCAGCUGAAGUCGCCCACCAGUUCCAGUACGCAGUGCGAGUCAUUGGCAGUAACUACGCCCCCACAAUCGAGCGAGACGAGUUUUUGGUGUCAGAGAAAAUCAAGAAGGAAUGUAAGCACCUUCUACACAAAUAUUAUCCCUCUCAAUCAGUGGUUCUCGAGGCCCACUGUCCUGCAUGUUUUGGAUGUUUCCCUGCUCCAACACACCUGAUUCAAAUGAUCAGCUCGUUAUCAAGCUCUGUAAUGGCUUAAUAACGAGCUGAUCAUUUGAAUCAGGUGCUGCUGUAGAUGAUAGAUAAUAACUAUAAAAGAUGUGAAGGACGCCAACAGGUACAUAAAAUAUCAGAAAAGAAGUAAAACUGCAUUUAUUAAACACUCGCCUUAUUGCAAAAGUACAUAUUAUUUAGAUUUUAGAUCCUUUAAAGUAUUUUCCUCACUGAAGCAUAACUCCUAAUCAUUUUAAGCUGUAGAGCCAAAAGAAAUCCACAAUUUAAGUGAGUUUCUCAGUAAAUGACAUACCUCAGGGGGGCAGAUUUGGCUCAGUGGUCUAGUCUUGGGUCUCGUCCACAGUCCUCGCUGCAGCGGUCCUCUGUCACUCUUUUCCAGGCAUCUCCCAAUUCUCUCUCUCUUGAGUUUUCCUGUGAAAUAAAGUGUAAAAUACCAAAGUAAUAGCUUCAAAAUGUUACCUAUAAAUGAAAAUGAACUUGGUACGUUUUGCCCUGUUUUGUCUUCAUAACAUUUUCAAAUAUUUGGAUUUUUAUGUAUGAUCUGAAUGAUGAUGAAUCAACUCUUAAUUCUUGCCUCAUAUACAGCAAACCCCCGAGGACUCUCACUGAAACAGAGGUAGCACCAUUAGUGGUAAAAAACAUCGAUCCAAGCCUAAAUAGAAGAGCACUUACUGUAAAGAACAUUUACUUAUCUCAGGUUCUGUUGUUGGCGUAGAAAUAUGCUCUUCUGUAACAGCUUGAUUCAUUGAUUUCUGAUGUGGUUUAAUCAAAAACAGAGGCUUUAAAUUUUGUGCAGCUUUUACUGACAAAAACAGCGACUGGAAAACCACAAGGUUUUCUUGAGGUUUGUUGUGUUCCUGUGUUAUGAUGCGCUGCACUCCCUGUCCCUUCUCUUUGAACGGAAAGCGGGAAUUCCUCUUUGAAUGUGAAGUUUCUUAUGACUCACACACACGACAGAGCUUUUUACUCACACUACAAUAAUAAGAGGUUUCUUUGUGCUGCAGAUUAGAGUGAUGUCUUCAGGGCAGGCCGGAUCCUGUUGGUUCCUCGCAGCACAGAUCUUUAGCAUUUUAUCUUUGUCUUUUUUUUCUGUGGCUUUUAAAAGCUGUUUAGGGAAGAUUUUCCUGCGCUAUUUUGAAGUCUAAAUCUUGUUCAGAUCCUGUAAAGUGUGUCAGAUUUUUUCAGGGAGGUUUAUGUGGAAGACUUUUGAGACAUUACCUCCUCACAUUUUGUCUCAUUGCAGUGCUGAAACAGAGGAGGGAAGCAGACGCCGCUUUGUUCUCUGAGCUGCACAGAAAACUUCAGACACAGGUUGGUACUGUCCGGAUGAAGUGAAUCAGAUGUUUAAUGGAGAUCAAGUCUACAAAGAUAAAAUCAGGCAGAAGUUUUGAGCGAGCAUGAAGAAUUUUUCUGAUGUGUUUGCAGAGUGUCCUGAAACAUCGCUGGUCUGUCCUCUACCUGCUGCUCAGUCUCUCUGAAGACCCCCGCAAACCAUCUAGCAGGGUGGGGAACACACACAGACACAGACACAGACAUGCUGUUGACACAGUAAAAUUCUAGUUGGUCUAGUGAGUUUGUAAGUUAAGUUGUACCUCCUCACCGUGUCCCUGUCUUUUCUUUCUCAGGUGGGGAACUAUGGCGCUCUCUUUGCUCAGGCUCUCCCCAGAGACGCUCACUCCACCCCGUUCUUCUGCACCCGGCCUCAGAGCCUCGCUCUGGGCUAUGGGGAAAGAACCGCCGCUCUGUCGGGCAGCGUGGGGACCAGCGGCAUCUCCAGUCUGGGAGUUUACACACUGAAUGGACCCACACCGACGCCGCAGUCACUGCUGGCUGGGUAAGCGAUUUCAGACUUGAAGAUUUUACAGAUUUGAGCUCUUCACUGUGCCUCACCUGUGAUUAAACAGUUUGUUUCUGAUGUCUCUGGGGAUUGAAAGGUUAUUUAUCAGCUGUUCAUCCUGUAAAAAACACUCAGCGCUAUAUAAAGAGAGCAUCAAUUAGCACCAGGAAAUAAACUCUCCUCUCAGCCUCUCUUAAAUCUGUUUUAUGAGGCAUCAGAAAGCCGUUAAAUUCCAUUUCAGCAAACAUCCUCCUCAAUAAUGCAGGAGGCCUUCAGUUACAAAUGACCUCUGAGCUGGCUGGACUCACCUUUUCUUCUAAAAAGGGCAAUUCCCCUCUAAAGUAAACAAUAAAAAGAUGCUCCCUCAUCAUUAAAUCGUAUUUAUACCCUGAAAUACUCAGAAGUGGUUGUUUAAUUAUGUAAAGGUGCACUUUGAAGUUUUUUAAAGAGUUUUUAAGACUAUCGGAAACCUUUUUUAAAAAGUGCUGUUUUUCUUUGCUCCUACAUCAGUACCUUCAAACUGUGAGUAUUAAUAAUGUCUUUAUGUGUUUCUGUGUGUUUUAGUCAACCUCCUCAGUCUGCAGCAGCAGCAGCAGCAGCAGGCGCUCAGCCUCUGGGAUCCCGCCUGGCCUGGACUCUUCCUGUCAGCUGCUCCCCGUCCUCUGCUCUGGCUCUGCCUGCCACCCGACCUCCGCUCGGACCUCCAGCCCCCGGCAGAGUGGUUCAACCUCGCAGAGAUGGUAGGGGACAUGUUCGAGGUCAAAUGGUGGGAUCUUCAUUUUUGGGCAGAUACCACCCUGACAAAGUUUACACACUCUAAUAAUAAUAAUAAUAAUAAUAAUAAUAAUAAUACAUUUAAUUUGUAAUGCACUUUAUGUUUACAAGAAAUCUCAAAGUGCUACAGUACACAGUAAAAAGAGCAGCAACAAUAAAAAAAGCAACAGAAUGUCAGUCACAGAUUAGCAUAGCAAGCAUAAAAGAAUAAAAAAUAAAGAGAAUAUAGAAUUGCAGAGCAAAAGCCAAGGUAGUAAAAAGCAUAAAGGAAGCUAACCAAAGGCUUUAUUAAAAAGGAAGGUCUUUAGGGCUCUACCUGCUACAUGCUGUGUAUGCAGCAAACUGCUUUGCAGAACACUAAAAGAAGCGGUAAAAUUCAGAUAUGGUAAAUGUUUUUUACCUGCUUUACUGCCAAAAAUAGACCCACAAUAUCAGCUUCUGGUCUGGAGAUGAACCUGUGCAGCUACCCUGUGAAGACCAGUGUGGUUUUCGUUGACGAUGAAAAUAUUUCGUCAACGUCAUCGUCAACGAAAACAACACUGCAGAAUAUAUGUUUAGCGUUUGACUGACGAAAUGCAACUCUGUUCGUUUGUCACUAACGUUUUCUUCUCGUGUCGUCAACGUAAACGCACAUUCGUCUCGUCACAUUUUAGUCAUCUAAGACUUAUGAUUAGCGCGUCAACGUCACGUCUUCGUCGUGGAAAAAAAAUGGGCGUUGACAAAAUAUUUUCGUCAACGAAAAAACAACACUGGUGAAGACAGAUACUUUUUGACAUGAAUAUAUCAAAACUAGAAAAGCACUCGGAGAGCGCAGACCUCCGCCAAGCAGCUCAUGUCCCCCCUUAUAUUGUGAUUCACACCAAAACUUUUACUGUUACGUGUCUUUUAUUAACUUUUAUUUGUGUUCAUGAAUUUGCUUCGAUUACCGUCGCCUGUCUCAUUCUUGGGGGACUUGGGAGGAUUUUAUGCCUCGUUUAAAGUAGUACAGUAGUAGUAAGAAAUGUUGAACAGGACUUGAACAUCUCUUAAUGCUAAGAAAACUAAAAAACUGAAAUUUCCCUCAAAGUUAUUCAGCUGUUUAAAGAGAAUAUGACGUUCUACAGUGCAAGUGUUUUUCCUGCUGCUUCAUGUGUGUCUCUCUGAGGAAUCAAAUCCCGGUUCCGUGCUGCUGAUGUUCAGUAAAUCCUCUGUCCUCUCGUCCUCUGUGGGUGCAGGAGAGGUGAGCGAGGCGGCGCUGGUGCGGGACAUCCUCUAUGUCUUCCAGGGAAUCGAUGGAAAGUUCAUCAAGAUGAGCGCCCAGGAGAACUGCUACAAAAUAGACAACAAGGUACCUGAUGCGCCUGAACCUGCGUGCAGCCUGUAAAACUUUUAUCGGAGAGAUUAGAUCAGGAGGGAGGUCGACAACAUCUCAGAUCAGCAGCUGCAGGGAGGUGGAGACAAAGAGGGUCACGCAGAGACGGGUGAAGAGGAAAAAAGGAGAAAAAAAGAUGAUUUUGUUUUGAUGUUGGAGGGUUUCUGUCACACAUCCAGAGAGUGUAACAGGAGAUCUGUUGUUGAUGAUUGGACUUUAAGAGGAAGAUUCAACAGAUCAAUGUAAAGCUCUUUGGCUCUGGUCCACAUCGACCUCUUUUCCCCUCUUUUCACUGUCCUGUCUUUUCCUCCUCUCAGUUUUUAUCGAUAUGAGCCUCAGAUCUAACCUGACCCACGCUCUCUCUCAGCGCUGCUAAACUUAGACUGUGGUCAGUCUGCUGUCACCGUCCUGAUGGAGGAGGAGACACUGAGACCACAGACAGAUUCAGUCAGGGGAUGGAGAUGUUUUGGACUCGUCUUUGGCCUCUAAAUUCUCUCUGUAGAGCUUUUCGAAUAACAAAAGAAACUCCUGUGAACUCUCUUUUUACACAACAAGUUGUUAAAAAGAUUGUUGAUUACUGUGUGUUGUCGUCCUCGCUCUUCUCCACCAGGUGGUGCUGUGUAAGUCCCUCAGAGACACCAGUAGCAGACUGGCAGAGCUUGGCUGGCUCCACAACAAAGUCAGGAAGUACACUGAUGCCAGGAGCCUGGACCGGGCCUUUGGGCUGGUUGGACAGGUGUGCCGAUUGACGACCAUCAGAAAAAUACGAUUAUUUAAAGUCUGAUCCUCCUCUAAUACACCUCUGUCUGUCUGUCUGUCUGUCUGUCUGUCUGUCUGUCUGUCUGUCUGUGUCCUCCUCUCUCCUCAGAGCUUCUGCGCCUCGCUGCAUCAGGAGCUGAAGGAGUAUUACAGGCUGCUGUCUGUCCUCCACUCACAGGUACACACACCACACACUGCUCACAUUAACAAAAAACAUUCUGGGUGAUAAAUCUGCAAAUAAAAAUCACCUUCCCUCAUUUUAUGCCCUCAUUCUGAUAUUUAAGCUCGACUGAUAACAACAACCGUCUUUGUGUUUGUGUUGUAGCUGCAGGUGGAGGACGAGCAGGGUGUGACAGUGUGCACAGAGAGCACUCUGACUCUCAGGAGGCUCCUGGUCUGGACGUACGACCCCAAAGUUCGACUCAAAACGCUGGCCGCCCUCGUCGACUUCUGCCAGGGUGCGCUCCUGUUUGUUAUCAUUCUUUUUGUGAGUCACGUUUGAAAUCAAAGUUUAACAAUAUCGCGUGGUUAUUACUGUCGGCUGUUUAGGUCGUAAAGGAGGCGAGCUGGCUUCAGCCGUCCACUCGUACGGGAAAACAGGAGACCCACAGAUGAGAGCGCUGGUUCAGCACAUCCUCAGCCUGGUGUCACACCCCAUUCUUAACUUCCUGUACAGGUGGAUCUACGACGGAGAGCUGGAGGACACCUACCACGAGGUACGAGCAGUUUGAUAAUUCAAAGAUGCCUCACGGUGCAACAAAGGAAGAAAAGAAGAAAUGUUGUGUUAUUGUUAGGACAAGACAGAGUCGAACUUUGUCAUUCAGCAGCUACAGAGCUGGAAGAUGGUUGGAAAAAGUGCCUUAAAUCUACAAACGUACUACCAAAGAGCCUAUUUGAAAUGCCAGAGUUGUUUUCUUUUGCCCCAGAGCUCCCGCAGGAAUUUACAGCUUAUGUCUUAAACAUGGCCGUAUUUAACCGCUCUGUUGUUUGACCCCAAUGAGAGAGGACAUUACAGAGAGAGAGGGAGAGGGAGAGACAAAGGAGAGGCAAGACAGCUCCUUAAAUGAGGACUGAUGAGAGGAGUGUAAUGGAAAGCUUGGUGAUGGAUCUCUCUCUUUUCUUUUUCUCUCUCUUUCUCUCUCUGAAGUGUUUAUUUAUUCCAGGAUUUACCGUCUUCAUCACUCAGAGCUGAAUCGCUGCAUUAAGGAGAACAGAGUCAUAGAUAUCCUGCCUUUUAGGAGGGAAUUUACCUCGGAAAUCACAGAAAAGCUUCAUUUGAACUGACAUGAAACUCCCUGAAAACUUCCAGAACUUUUCUAAGUGGUGUGAAAGCAGAGUGCUGGACUUUAUAUCCUGACUUUACCUGGAUUUUUCCUGCCAGUCAAUAUGAAGUGGGGUUGAGCAAAUAGGCGUAGGUGAUAAGGUUUAAGCCACGCUAUUGGUGCGGACACACAAAAGGCUAAAGGAAAUUUAGGAGAUUUAGACUCUGUUAGAAACAGUUAAAUAUGUUUCCACCACCUGUACUGUCAGUACAGAACACAGCCGACACCAUCACUGCAAGAUUGAUGGAAGAUUAAAAAAAAGCUGUCGUGUAAGUCUAAAAAUUCACGCAGAAACUUGGCACACAACCUUGUCAUAAAAUUGUUCUGAGAGCCUUCUUUUAGCUUACUGUUUGGAAACGUGUUCAAUAAAGAUGGAUUUUUACCCCGUCAGACAGUUAGAGUAUCAGCGUAUCAGCAGGCUUCACUGUGCCCAUUAGAGAGCCGGUCAGGGUGAGUGUACCCUUUGAAGUAAAUGGACGUCCAAGUCAAUGUGAAGGAGGAGGAUAAAAGCUUCUAACAUUGACUGUUUACUCCUCCAAAGAGCUGUUUAUGUUUGACUCAUCUAAAGUUUCAUUGGCCUUCCUGUAGACCUGUAGUGUGGAUCAAUUCUGCUGUAAAUACAUGUGCGGGUGAUUAAAAAGCUUCAGAGACACAAAGAAUGUGAUUGAAUUUUUUAAACCCCACAUUUAAGUCAGUAAAAUUCUUUGAUUACACUUACAGCAGCUUUAAAUAGAGUUUCUGGAUGGAUUUACUGCUGAAACUUCAACUCCUGGAGCUUCGUUUGUACAUUUCUAAGUAUCUAGAGUGCCAGGCUUUGUUUACUGUCUUUUAUUCUUCAGGGGCCUCUCUUUAUUCUGUUAACUUAACGCUGUGACCUUUAAUUUUCCGCCUCAAAAAGCGCAUCUAUCAGUCAAAACUUUUUAAAGAGCGCCUCCUGCUGGUUGGACACUGUAACAACACCAUUCCUAUAUCACCCUGUACAUCAUUUUCUAUCUCGCUCAGUCAAUUUUAACUCUGUUUAUAAGGGGUGGGAGAAAAAAUCGAUUUACAUAAGUAUCGCAAUUUUUUGUUUUGAAGAAAUCUUAAAAACUGACUUACAUGUCGUGUAUUUUUAGGGGAAAUGAGGUUCCUGGAAUAGUCAGUAGACAAUCAUCAUCAUCGUAGAAUCGCAAUUUAAAUCAAAUCGGCAUCUAGAAAAAUCAUAGAAGAAUUGAAUAGGGAGAAAAGCGUAAGGUCCCAGCCCUACAGUUAAUGGAGGUCAAACUUACAUGAGUCUGUUGAAUCGUGUCUUUUCCGUAGUUCUUCGUCGCAUCAGACCCCAAUGUGAAGACAGACCGUCUGUGGCACGAUAAGUACUCCCUCAGGAAGUCAAUGAUCCCCUCCUUCAUCACCAUGGACCAGGCCCGCAAGGUAAACACACCUGUCACAUUUGUGGAGCUCAAAAUGUUAUUUUAUGUUUACAAUAGUAUUACAGAAACAGAAUCACAGAUAAUGGAAAAACAAAGUAUCUGGUUUGCUGGCUUCAUAUCACCUCUGUGUUUCUCUCUCUUUUUUUUCAGGUCCUGCUGAUCGGGAAAUCCAUCAACUUCCUGCACCAAGUCUGCCACGACAGAACGCCUCCGGGCAAAAUCACACCAGCGUCCACGUCUGCAGACACGACUAAAGAUGGUAAAUGUGAAAUCAACAAGUUUCCAGUGUUUUUACCUCUUAUGUGCUCCACAACUCAAACAAGGAGGAUGGAUUUUUCCUUUAUUCUCCAGUUAACUCGUGAUUUUUCAACUUUCAGCAAAACAGGGAAAGCGUCCAAGCUUGUCUCCUUUUUUUUUUUUUUUUUUUUAUUUCUUUAUCUGUUAAUCCUGUACCUUCUUCAGGUCCAUAUAAGCCUCCUUCAGUCAUCAGGAUUGGUAUGUUUUGGUGUGAAGACAAUAUACGAUACUUUAUUUGUACCUUCUAGCUCAGGGGUGUCAAACUCAACCGCAGCAAGGGCCAUAAUCUAGAUUUAGGUCUAACCUGAGGGCCAAACAAGGUCAACAUUUCACCAAAACUGUCAACAUCCUUUUCAAAAAAUAUGUAACAAAAAUAGCAAUGAUUAUAAAUUAUUCAGAAAUUCAACAAAGAUUAAAAAAAAAAAAAAAAGUUUAAAGGCAAUCUGAGAUUAAAAAAAAAAGUAUUUUAUUUUAAUUUUUUAUUCUAUUUUUAUUUAUUACUUCAAAAGAUCAGAGCAUGAUAUUAAAAAUAGAAAAAUAAUGCUUUUAAAGAGCAAAUACAUGAGGAGAAAUCAAGUUUAAAAGGUUAAAAUAUGACUUAAAAUUUAAAAUUGGAAUCUAAAGUAUAAAAACAAAACAAGUCUAAAUAUCGAGUUGAACAAAAUCAAAGCAUGAAAUAAAAAAUCCAAUCAUGUUUGACUUGAAAUCUUGAAAUGCAAAAUUGAAAACAUGAAAUAAAACACCAAAUAUUUUUCCCCCACAUUCUUGACUAUUUAUCAAAUCUUCUUUACUCUUAAAUUUCCCAGUUUUUCACGGCUUAUCAAGGACAUUUUAAAUGAUGGUGCUAAAGUUUACAUUAUAAUUCUGGACGAAAUCUGCAGACUUCAUACUGGUGGGCCAAUGAUAAUACAAAUAUGAUAUGAUCUUGUGGGACAGAUAUAAUUGUUCCACGGGCCAGAUUUGGUCCCCGGGCCUUGAGUUUGACACCUGUGUUCUAGCUGAUGAUACCCAAAUAAGGACAAAGCAGAGCUGCAGUUUGUCAACCUUGAUGGUCGUCUUGUUUUAUCGUCACACGUUAUCAUCUAUUUUUGCGUUAUAAUGACAUCAUCGGCCAAUAAACAGCUGAGUUUGUGUCCUCGUCAUAUUGAUAUUGUCGUAUUGAUACAGGCGAGUUGACUGGCAGUGAUCAAUGCUCUUACCGCUUGCUGACCUCCUCCUCCUCCUCCUCCUCUUUAGGCGAUGAAGAGGAGAGAGGUAUACUUAGCUUUUUUAUUGAUUCAGUCUGCAGGACCUCACAGGACCUGUUUGAUCUUCAGCUUUUACUGGAUCAGCUGAAGAGCUCCCGGCCGUCUGAUGGUCCUUGUUUGAUCCUUAAUCAGCAUUUAGUGGCAACUUUGACUUCUGUAUUUAUUUAUUUAUUUAUUUUACUUCUACGUAAAUGAAACAUUCCCUCUUUUUGUCCAGUAUGAAAAGUAUGAAAAAACACAUCAGGUACACAGCUUUUAAAACCAUUUGUCCGAGCCAUGUGUCAGUUAUUGUGUUAUUUUUUUUAUGUAACACACACUUAAGAUUCAUUAACAGCGAAAACCCCUGUUCAUUGUUUCGUCUCUAUCCUCGCUCUCAGCUGCAGAGCUGCUGUCCGACCUAGAGGGGGCGUUCCAGGAGAAAAUUGACGCUGCCUACUUCGACACCAGCAAGUACCUCCUGGACGUCCUCAACCGCAACUACCUGCUGCUGGAGCACCUGCAGGCCAUGAGGAGAUACCUCCUACUGGGCCAGGGAGACUUUAUCAGACACCUCAUGGACCUGCUGAAGUGAGCGUCACUUUCAACUCGUCUCCUCAGUAAUGAGAUUUAUGAGAAAUAAGCUGUCGUAUGAUGACUAACUGUGACUUUUUAAAUCUCAGGCCAGAGUUGGUGCGUCCGGCAACAACUUUGUACCAACACAACCUGACCGGUAUCUUAGAAACGGCGGUCAGAGCGACGAAUGCUCAGUUUGACAACGCAGAGAUCCUGAAGAGGCUGGAUGUGCGACUCCUAGAGGUAACAUCUAUGUUGGAAUAAAUAUGCUGCACAGAGGCCUUAGGAAAAGAAAUCAGACUUUUUUUUCAGUCUGACCUGAAUAUCUAUGAUUCAACAAACUAUCAUUUGACAUGACGAGUUACGAUAUGAUCCUGACCCUUAAACCCCUCAAGAGAAAGUUGAAGUACAGUUUCAUUAACAGAGUUUUAAUGGAAACAAAAACAUCCUUUUUUUCACAGCUUCUCUUGUUUUUCCUAACUUUUUCUUGAUAUUUAUCACAACUUUUGAUCAUUUUUGACCUGUUUCUUUAUGUUUUUUUACAGAUUUUUUCUUUGUCUUUUCUCAUGUUGCUUGACUUUUUCUUGACUUUUUUCUUCAGUUUUCUUCACUUUUUGCUUGGAUUUGUAUCAGCUGUUUUUGUCUCUUUUCUCUUGUUGUUUUUUUAACUUUUUUCCUAAUUGUACCUUUUUUUUUUCUAACUGAAUACCUUGUAUCAUAUGUAGACCAUUUCAUAGCCUCUUGUGGCCAAAUUAAGUAUUACAACAACAAUCACUGAAUGAAAAUUUAGUGUUAAAAAAUGUAUCACUGAUGUUUCCGAGUGUUUCAGGUGUGUUCUCACCUCUAUAACAUCCACCUUCUGCCCUCUUCAGGUGACUCCAGGUGAUACAGGCUGGGAUGUUUUCAGUCUAGAUUACCAUGUCGAUGGACCCAUCGCUACGGUAGUGAAAACAACUUUUGAAAUACAUUUCACUCUGUGUUUUUUUCUUUACAUUGACAUGGAUGUUAGCUCAUUAAUUGUGUGUGUUUUAGGUGUUUACAAGAGAAUGUAUGGUCCAUUACCUGCGGGUGUUUAACUUCCUGUGGAGAGCAAAGAGGAUGGAGUACACGCUGACUGACAUCUGGAAAGGACAGAUGUGCAACGCCAAGCUGCUCAAAACAAUGCCUGGUACAGGAAACAACACAAACUCGACAUUAGGGAGAGAAUAUUCUUGUAGAUUUUCAUCCGCAGUUCAGGCUUUUGGUUCUCGUUUUUUCUCCAUGUACAUUUUUGUUCCUCAUCUGAUGUUAUUUUUUGAAAGACGUGAUAAAUUUCCCAAAUGAGAUUGGUUAAAAGAGACUCACUGUUGUUGUCCUUUUCCCCUCCAGAGUUGUCCAGCGUGCUGCACCAGUGUCACAUCCUGGCCUCUGAGAUGGUCCACUUCAUCCACCAGAUGCAGUACUACAUCACCUUUGAGGUCAGAGCAUUAGCAGAGCCGUUACUGUCACAGGCAGUAAAAGGUGGUAAUUACAGCGGGAGGCGAUCUGCUGCGUCUGUUAAAAGCGGCGCCGGGAGGCUCUGAUUUACACGAUCAGCGGGAAGGUUAACUCAAUUGAAGAGGUCCGAGCUCACUGCAGGAGAAAUUAGUUUGUAAAGACACAAAAACUUUUCUGACAGCUGAGUAAAUGUGGUCUUCAGUCAGUUGAGAUUUCUUUUUAGGGUAGAUCAGAUAUUUUUAGACCUGUGUGCUACUUUUUCAGGCACAAGGAGGCUUUGACUGAGCUGAAGCGAAAUCGAAUUGGCAUCCAAAAAAUCGUAGAAGAAUCCAAUCAGGAGAAAAGCAUAUCGGAGCUUUAUGUUAACAAACUCAACAUCACAGAUAUAAAACUUUACUGCAGGGAUGUGAAGAUUUCAAAGAGCCAAAAAUGUAGAUAUUGUGCAGAGUGCAGAGCUUCCUGGAGGUUUUGUCUGUAUGUAUGACUCCAAAAAAACUUAAAAUAACACAGCGUAAACAAUUGAAUUUCCCUUCAGGGAUCAAUUAAGCUCUUCUCAUCUUAUCUUGAAUGCAAAUGUCGAAAUCAAGAUACAAGUGGAGGGAAGAGCACCGGUGGUAUUUUCACAGUUCUCCUGUACGACUUCUUCAGGUGCAGGAGAGUGAAUCAAAAUGAGGAUUUUCUGCUUAUUAAACUGAAGAAAUAAGAAAAUUUGACUCACUGUUUUGAAAAAGAGUCCUGUUGAACUUUUUUACACUCUGCGUUUGUGUUCGGGUGUUUCAGGUGCUGGAGUGCUCCUGGGACGAGCUGUGGAACAAAGUGCAGCAGGCUCAGGACCUCGACCACAUCAUCGCCGCCCACGACAUCUUCCUGGAUACCAUCAUCUCCAGAUGUCUGCUGGACAACAACAGCAGGGUAACACACCGAUACACAAUCAUCGGCCAUGUGUCCAUCUCUCUGAAAGGACUCACUUUAAAUCUGCGUCUGUGUGUUUUCAUCCAGUCCCUCCUUAACCAGCUGAGGGCCAUUUUUGACCAGAUCAUCGCCUUUCAGAGCGCGCAGGACUCUCUGUACCGCUCAGCUCUGGAGGAACUCACCCUCAGGCUGCAGUUUGAGGAGAAAAAGAGACAAAGAGAGGAAGAGGUAGGGAAAGAUUUCUCAUCUUUUGUGGUAAGUGGAUGUGUGAUCCCACCUUGUCUAAAUUUGUGUGUCUUUUUCAGGGCGAGUGGGGUGUGACGGCCGAACAGGAAGCAGAGGAGAAGAGGAGGAUUCAGGAGUUCCAGGAAAUGAUACCAAAGAUGAGCUCUCAGCUCUGCAUCCUCACCCACUUCUACCAGGUAAGAGCCUGAGAUCCUCCAGAUCAGCUGUUCUCAUCAUCACGCUCAGCCUGAUUUAACCAUCUUCCCGUCUUUGUCCUCUCUUUCUUUCUCACAGAGCAUCGUCCAGCAGUUCCUGGUGCUGCUCAUGGCCAACUCAGAUGAGAGUCUGCGUUUCCUCAGCUUCAGAUUAGACUUCAACGAACACUACAGGUCUGACACACAAAGAUAACAUAACCUGCUUCACAAAGACACUUGGGCCAGAUCCUUAGACCAGAAUUUGAUGAGUGAAGUUGAAGAUGAGGCUGGUUCAGAUAUAAUGCAGAUAAAUACUUCAGAUCAUUACAAAUGGGGCCCAGUCAAGGUGAAAGUAAACAGCAUUGGUGCUACUGUAGAUGCCAACAGACUACCAGCAAACACAAUGUUUGCAGGACUUCUACAACUAGGAUAAAGUGACAUAGUCCAGGACCCGAGGUCAACAGUUUAGCGGCGCUACAACACGCUACAGCAGGUUCGUUUGACAAGAAACACUUCUGUUACAGACACUUGUCUUACUUUGUUAAAGCGGUUUACCUGUCCAGCAGAAAGGUUACAGGGUCACCAAGAUCCCUAAGCAUCCCCGAUCGUUUUUGCUUCAUUGAUAAUGACCCAGCUUUUAGCUCUUGUCCGGACGGUCUACCUCCGUUUUAAACGCCCAUUAUUCCUCCAGAGUCUCCGGUAUUUAGUUUGUUUUCUUGCUUGUGUCGGCAGUCGUGGCCAAAGGAGGAUUCAGACAAUUUUCCGAACUAUCUGGUUGGUUUCUACUGUCUGAUAUUGUAGCACGCUAACUUUGUUUGGGCUCCUGAAUGACAUGGGGGAGCAGCGUCUGCCUCACAACCAAUCAGGUUAGAGGAGGUGGAGAACGGCUUUGUUUACAGUCAGAAAGAGCGGACCGCUCUGAAAUUUUAAAAUGUUGACGAUACAAACAUAACAAAACACAGCGAUAUCGUUAUAUUACCAAAUGUUGUCAAUAACUGAUAACUAUCGACUGAUAUUAAAAGCUUUUUUGUAUAAACACCACAAAAAAAGCUGCUUCUUUAACUGAAUCCUGCCUACGCCACCUUUAAAGUUUAGUUGUCGGGGUCUUCAAAAGGUCUUAAAAAAAAGCACCAUAACCCUGAAAAACUGGAAAAUAAAAAAACUAAAAGGUUUUUCUCACAUCUGUUUGUACUGUUUGCUCUGCAGGGCCAGAGAGCCGAGGCUGCGAGCCUCUCUGGGCGCCACCCGCGGACGACGGCUCUCAAACAUGUGACAUGACGGCCUUUAAACAUUUGACGGAUGAGGCUUCCUAUCAUUGGAGCACAGGGUAUGACAUCGCAAAAGGGGGGCCGGCCGGCAGACUUGAAUCUCUGCGUGUCGAGGUGAUGAUGUCAUGCCUUGGAGGAGCGACUCAGAGCUGCUCUGAAAGUUCGGCUGCACACACUCAGCGGGAGCGGCGGUCACCAAGUGAUGACAUCACAGCUGACAGAUCAAGGGGGGAGGGGGGGAGUCGGCCACGCGGGGUCAAGAGGGAAUGAAACUUUUCGAAGCUAAAGCUGCAAACUCAACAGACUGCUGGAGACUCAGCGUGAACUCUGCAAACAUGAGGACAAUUCGAGAAACUGUGGAGAAAGAAAAGCUGCUGUCAGACUGAGUCACUCAGCGCCACCUCACAUGGCAUGCCUUAUCCCAAGAGAAAACAUGCUCAGCGUGGUUGCCAAAUCUAGUCUCGACCAUAGAUCGUCUGUAAGAAGUGGACGCAGCAACGCUGACACCAACUGUUGGUUUGUUUACUACAGAAUUCAAGCAUCUUUCUGCACCGCGUUUGCUUUUCAGAGCCAGAAGUGACCAUAUUUGGAUGAGAGGGUGAGGAGCGAGAGGAACUAGCCAGCACAAACAGACUUUGAACAAAAUAUACCAACAACAAAUACUCCUCUGUGAGUCUUUCAGGACAAGGACAAUCUAAUGUAGCCAUGCAGCAAAGUCAACCCGAAUUUAUCAUCAGAUUGACUCCAAACUGACGAGAACAUGACUAAAAUUUACUAAAUUAACACCAAAAUGAGGUAAACUAGUCUCUCAGAGCACAAACAAGUUGACUUGGGUGAUAAAUCAUGCAAGAAAUUCCAUACAAUUUGACUAAUUCUGUAAACCAAUGGAGUCGCCCCCUGCUGGCCAAUAAAAAAAAAACAGCCUGAUUGGCCGCACUUUGGAGACAAAGAUGCUACGUCCACUUUUUACUCCGUCUAUGACUCAAGAACGUCUAAUGUAUGUAAAUAGAAUUUAUGCAAAAAGUGUAUGUGUGUGUAGUUGCAUCUUUACACCUCCAUACGUGUGGCUUUGCAUCCUAACGCUAGGGUUCAACCGAUAUGAGUCUGAUGUUGAUAUUCCACCUAUUUUGUAUUCAAAGUAUUGAAGAAAACGUUUAAAUUUGACUCUGGACGGCUGCACAGGAGUCUCCAACAUAUUUAAUAUUUAUGAGUCAGUAUUGGUGCGUCAGUGAGUAUCGGUCUAACCCGAGCAGUUUUCCUCUCCUCCUUUGAAGUGCAGGGUUUUUUAGUGUCAGGUCAGCUGUCCGAUCACAAUCACACUGAGGAUUUUCAACAACACACAUGAACACAUGAACACACACGAUUCUGCUUCCAGAGAAGACAAAACUUCCCUCAUACAGCCGAAACUUCACUGAGUUGUUGAUUCUCACGACUUUCUAACUGAAAGUGACUAAAUAGUUGCAAAAAAAAGUGAAUUCAAUGUUUUUUAAAAAAUAAUUAGAGCUUUUUCUUCAUUUCUAGGGCUAGAAUGAUGAAUAUACAGACUUUUGGAAGUGCUCAAGCUGUCCACAGAGACUCAGGCUCAAGCAUCAAAUUUAAAAAACAAAGUAGAUUCUCUCAAGUGCUUUUGUUUACCACUAACAGGCUCAUAUUGUGCCUGACAAUGUUACAAAAACAUCCCUACAGAGACAGGAAUAAAAAGAAACAGCUGCUUCAUAACUCCUCAAAGCCACCAGACUCCAUCGGGAAAAAGUGGGAUUUUGCUCGACAUAACGUAGGAGAAGCCGCUGUACAGUUUUUUUGAUCCGUUCGUUUGUUUUUGUUCUUGUUUGACAUAGAUAAUAAAAACUGGGAGUGAUAAUCUAACAUAACUGUCUGCUAUGAAAAACUAAAUGAAAUCUGAGGGAUUAAGACGUGAAAAGAUGAGCUGUUUUCUGCUGUUUUCUGCGAGGUGAAAUUGCUGUUUUUCUCAGUAGGGUUUGGUCCCUUUUAUGAAAGCCAUGUAGCAGCUGUUUCUAGUUUGAAAGUAACCAGAAAUCUCUCUCUCAUUAGACAUCUUUUUGGAGAUGUUUUCAGACACUUACAGUAACAUCAGUGGAGAAAAAAAACUAAAAGGAGAUGUUAGUUUUUUUACCUCGGCUGAUUUUGUCCAGAAUCCACCUCAGUGUGUUUCGUCCGUGUAAAGGAAGUGUCAUGUUUAAGGAAAAGAAAGCAAUCCUCUCAACAACCACGACAACCUCACAACAUAAACAGGAACUAUCAGCGUUCAGAUGUGUCUUUAUAAAUGUAAAUAAUCCUACGUGUUCAAAGAAUGUAACGGUAUACAUACAGUAUAUUAACUUUGGCGGUUUAUUUUCCCAGACAGGUCUUUAAAGAAGAGUGUCUUUGUUUAUGGUGUUACAAAAAGAGGUUUACGAGAUAGAGAUACUAACAGUAUCCAGUUUUUUACACUCUGUCAUUCAGAUUUCCUCAAAUUGUCUGUGUUUGACCUCAAAAAGUAACAUUUUACUGCCCUGGGAAAUAAUCGAGAUCAGUAGAGUCUCCCCUUGCUGGCCAUUAAAAAGAAUGAUGGUCACAUAUUAUCUUCUGAUACAUGUACGAUCUUUUGCUGCAACCUAAACCAGACCAUCAAAGUCCAUUUGCUCGAACUCAGUGGCCCACUGUCCUGCAUGUUUUGGAUGUUUUCCUGCUCCAACACACCUGAUUCAAAUGAUCAGCUCGUUAUCAAGCUCUGUUAACGAGCUGAUCAUCUGAAUCAGGUGUGUUGGAGCAGGGAAUCAUCCAAAACAUGCAGGACAGUGGGCCUCGAGGACUGGACUUGAGAACCACUGGUCUAACUCUUGAUAAUCAUCUACGUCUUCACUGCUGUGGUCGAGUCAAAAAGCAUCUUUUGUAAAGAGCUCAGAUCUUGUGUCAGGGAAACAAAAAUCAAUUAAAUAGACACAACACAUGCAUUUUUAGAGGGUAUAGUCACUGUAUGCUAAAAUUGAACAGCUGUGACUGUAAACUCUGUUCUCUCUAAUUUUAUCUCAACCUUGCAGCAGGUAUCCUGAUUUUGAAGCAGAUUUGUUCUAAGUUUGUCUUCGGUUUACAAAUUGGUGCUGGAUUUGGUCACAUGACCUGCUUUCGACAAUUACCCCCUCGUGCACUUGUGUAGAAAAACAAUUUGCAGUGAAGUGAAAUGAAACUAACCCUCGCUCAGCCCUCCUCCUUCCUGUCUGUCCGUCCUCAACAUUGUAUAGCACAUAUUGUAUAGAAUACAGGGAAAUGAACCAUCCUGCUUCUUCUUUAAUAAUAAAAUGUUUUUUGUAUUA
Molecule: messenger RNA, 18419 nt
Organism: Xyrichtys novacula (pearly razorfish)
Lineage: Eukaryota; Metazoa; Chordata; Actinopteri; Labriformes; Labridae
Source: the annotation of a GenBank genome assembly